AUGCUUUGUUUCUCUCCAGACCAGUUUCCACUAUGUCAUGUUGCACCCAGUAUACAGAGCAAUGUGGCCAAUCAAAAUCUCUUGCAUAAUGUAGGAUUAAAUUUUCCUAUCAGCGCUGCUGCCCAGCUGCGUUUAUGUUCAUCUAAUGGCAAAAAGGAUGACACUAUUGAGCCUAGUCCCAGCAGUACAUCAACAGAAUCCAGUACUCGCCAAGAUCCCAAAAGAGCUGGGUCGAAUUCUCCAAGUCAGCCUACUUUGGAGCAAAUCCAAGUGAAAGUUAAAGCUAUUUUGAAGAAACGAGAUUAUGGGUCCAAGUACACUCAAAAUAAUUUCAUCACAGCUAUGCGAGCAAUGAAUGAGUUCUGUCUAAAACCCAGUGACCUGGAGAAGUUGAGGAAAAUAAGGCGGCGAAGUCCCCAUGAUGAUUCAGAGGCUUUUACCGUACACUUGAGAUCUGACGUAGAAGCCAAGGCACUUGAGGUGCAUGGGAGUCUAGAAGCUCUUGCAAGGGCAAAAAAGCAACGUAAAGAAGAAGAAAUUGCAUAUAGGGAAAAUCUUUUCAGGAACCAGAAGUUAAUGAAGGAAUACAAGGAAUUUUUGGGUACCACUAUGCCUAGGUCAACUAAGUCGACACCAUUUUUACAAGGACCAGGAAAGGUUGUGAUGGUUGCUAUUUGUAUCAAUGGACUGAAUUUUAUCUUCAAACUACUUGCCUGGGUUUAUACAGGGUCUGCAUCAAUGUUCUCAGAAGCUAUACAUUCACUGGCUGAUACCUGUAACCAGGCAUUACUAGCAGUGGGUGUCAUUCAGUCUUCCAGGACUCCAGAUGCUGGCCAUCCGUAUGGAUUUACAAAUAUGCGCUCCAUUGCAUCCCUCAUUAGUGGCGUAGGAAUUUUUAUGAUGGGCGCAGGACUUUCUGUGUACCAUGGAAUUAGUGGACUUUUACAUCCCCAUCAUAUAGAGUCCUUAAUGUGGGCCUAUUUUAUUCUGGCUGGCUCAUUAGUGUCAGAAGGAGCAACACUUUUGGUAGCAAUAAAUGAACUCCGAAAGAGUGCUCGAGCUAAAGGAAUAACGUUUUAUCAAUAUGUGGUGCAUAGUCAUGAUCCAACCACCAAUGUUGUUCUGUUGGAAGAUGCAGCUGCUGUGCUAGGAGUAUUGUUAGCGGCCAGCUGCAUGGGGCUAACUUCCCUUACAGGUAAUCCUUAUUAUGAUAGUGUUGGCUCUCUUGGUGUUGGAGCUCUCUUGGGGACCAUUUCAUCAUUCUUGAUCUACACAAAUACUGAGGCUCUGAUUGGGAGGUCUAUCCAGCCAGAAAACGUACAAAGACUUACUGAACUUUUGGAGAAUGACCCUUCAGUAAGGGCUGUGCAUGAUGUAAAGGCCACUGACAUGGGUAUGAAUACAGUUCGAUUUAAAGCUGAAGUUGAUUUUGAUGGAAGGAUAGUGACAAGAUCUUACCUGGAGAAACAAGACAUUGAUGCAAUCUUAAAUGAAAUUCAGCAGGUAAAAUCUCCUGAGGACUUGGAAGCAUUUAUGCUGAAACACGGAGAGAAUAUUAUUGAUACUUUGGGUGCUGAGGUUGACCGAUUAGAAAAGGCACUUAAGCAAAAGCAUCCCGAUGUACGCCAUGUGGAUUUGGAGAUAUUAUGAAGAUGCCAGGAACGUCCAAAGAAGAUCAUUGCAAAUACAGGAAAAAAAAACCUCCAUUAUUUCUUUUGUAGUCAUUAUAAGCUAUUAGGAUCACAUGCUACUUUCAAUGUUUAUUAAGACAUUUCACAGUCCAGCUUGUGUAAAAUUGGGAGACAAAUUUGCAGUGGUAUGAAGGGAUAUGUUGUAACCUGGUUGAGCAAUUAGUUCUAAUACUGAUCGUUAGCUGUACAACUAUUUUGAAUCUCUUCCUGACUGACAGCAUUCUGAUGAACAAUGUGCUUGUGAGAACACCUGUCAGGGUGGGGGCAGGAGAGAGGUUGAAAUAGGCAGCUUUGCCACCUGUUCACAAGUUGGAUAGAUAGACUGCCUUUCUAUUGAAACAACAGUUUUCUUGCUUUACUAAUCUAAAUUUGCCCUGAUUCAAACAGUACACCAUUCUGUUUCGUCUUGUUCACCUUUGACUUGCUGCUAGCCGUAAAGAUGAUAACUAACUUCAAAUAAAAUCUUUUUUAAUUCUG
This is a messenger RNA of Pristis pectinata (smalltooth sawfish), 2168 nucleotides long. RefSeq names its product solute carrier family 30 member 9 (gene slc30a9). The coding region runs from base 1 to 1650 and encodes 549 amino acids. NCBI's taxonomy places the organism in Eukaryota, Metazoa, Chordata, Chondrichthyes, Rhinopristiformes, Pristidae. Gene Ontology annotation, biological process: positive regulation of transcription by RNA polymerase II; transmembrane transport; zinc ion transport. The record is from RefSeq and is a predicted model, not a curated record. The transcript is spliced from 18 exons. Gene Ontology annotation, cellular component: nucleus; membrane. Gene Ontology annotation, molecular function: monoatomic cation transmembrane transporter activity.